AUGGCUACUUCUUCUUCUUCCUCCUCCUCCUCCUCCUCCUCGACUUCAGAGGCUGAUGCCUUGGACCCGGUACUCUUAUGCCCACCUCCAAUGACAGAGACAGAGAUCCCUAUGACGACAAACACCCCUUUGAUAGAACCAGGUGCAGAUGAGCUAGUCGCCGAUUGGACGCAGUGGAUGCGCUGGGACGAGCUCGACACUGAUCAAAUAUUUAAUCCCGUGGAUAUUCCCAAGCUCAACAGCAUCCAGGGCGAGCAUACCAUCGCUGCUCAGCCUGUCGCUGCCCCUACGAAACCUGUCUUCACGUUCCAGGGCAGCUUAUCACCGCCUCAGGUCCAUACAGGCCCGAUCAGCCUAGACUCCAAAACCAUGGAGCUCCAACCUCCCUUCUCCCCUUCGUUUGCCUUCAAUGAUCAGAGCAUGCCGUCAUUCACUCCUCCUCUCUCAUUGAACGUGUCUGUUGAGCAUAGCCCUCCUUCUCACACCCCUUCCAAUUUUCCGCCUACUCCCGUUUCCGCUGGCCCGGGACGGAAAAGAAAAUCUUCUGACGGUGAUGUUAUCCCCGGAACCCUCUCAGGAGCCAGCAUGUCACCCCCCGCAGGCAGGUCUUUACCAUCCAAAAAGAGAUCCCAUAACGUCAUCGAGAAAAGAUAUCGUGCCAACCUCAACGACAAAAUAGCGGAGCUUCGCGACAGUGUGCCGUGUCUGCGGAUUAUGUACAAGCAACGGUUUGGCGGCACAGCCAAGGACGAAGAAGAGGAAGAGGAGACGAUAGCUUCCACAAACAAGCUAAACAAGGCGUCCAUCCUCUCCAAAGCUACAGAAUACAUAAAGCACCUGGAGAUGCGGAAUAAACGUUUAGACGAGGAGAAUAUUGCUUUGAAGAAUCGCCUCCGCCAACUGGAGAAAUCUCAAGAGCAAGGAUUGACAGCCUUUCCACCAAUGCCAAAUCUCGAAUCUUCGCCCGGCGGAUGCACAACAUCCACAGAUUCGGCCACUAGUUCUCCCCCGAGCGUCUUUUCGCAAAACGCUGAAUUUUCACCUGAAGGCUCCCCAAACCCUUUAUACCCCCCGGAGGGGCUACUAAAAGUCCCUGAAUAUUUCAAGCGGCUUCGGCCCUCUGGACCUCAACCGCAUUACGCUGAUUCGUUCAUAUCUCGUCAGGGCCAGCGCUACCAGCCGGGAACCCCUGAUGGCAGCGGAAAACGUGGUGGAUUGGCCAACAAGUUCAUGCUUGGCACUUUAGCCGGCCUCAUGGUUGUUGGAACCUUUGAGAAUCAAAAAGAAGAGUCCGCAGAUCGCGGGCUUCUCAGUGUUCCGGUCCAUCUUGUAGGCCAUGGUUUGCGGUUUGCCCGAAAUCGUAUAUACGCGAUUACAGCAAACUCCUGGCAAGUCAGAGCCCUAGCCCAUUUCGCACUGACGUCUUUUGUGGUCGUUGGCUGUGCAUUCCUCGUCUAUCUUUAUCUGUUUUAUUCAAGGCCCAGCCAUCCCAAGUCGAAAUUGCGGAAGUCCCAAUCAACGAUUGCCAGUGCCACCGAAUUCCGUCGCGAUGCAUGGCUCACGAGCAUCCAAACGGUUGGAGUUCCGCGUCACACAUUUUUCCCUGAAUGGUUUGCGGUGACGUCUCGUUGUCUCGAGUAUUGCUUCCGUUGCCUCCUCGGCUGGAAGUUGUAUUCAAUGCUCACCGGCAUUUCGGAAGACGACGAGAAAGGCCGCGUAAAGGCCUGGGAUAUUGCCUUGGAUGCACAGCUUACUGGUGGUGAUGCAGAAGUCAGCAAGAGCCGAUUGGUCUUGACCAUCUUCGCUGCCGGCACCCUCCCUCGAAGUCUAUCUCGAAUGAUGUUGAAGUCAUUGCACUGUCGGAUUCUGCUUUGGCGCGUUGGAUCCCCUGGCUCCUUUGCAUGCAAGGUCUCAGACCAUAUUGCGGGAUUGCUGGCCAACUACCAAUGGCAGCUUGCACAAGUGAUGCAGAAGAUCAUCCCAAAGGACCAUGAGGAUGCGUUACCAAGCCAUUUGGCGUAUCUACUCGAGUACGACGGCGAGGAUGUUUUCACUGAUGCCAUCGUCCAGAGGGCUUCCAAUAUGAUUUGGAACCGUGCGACGCAGGAAGCAACGGACGGCGAGGACUCGUUGCUAGACGUGGUUGUCGAAGACAGUGCUAUUCGUUCGCCCCUCGAUGCUGUUGCGGCAUGGUGGUCGAGUCGUGCCCUUCAAGAAGCUUUGAUCCAUUCUUUGGAUGUGACUUCCGUGGAUUGUGGCCCCAAACGACGAGAAGCUUUCGAACGAUAUCUGGAAAUGGCACUGAAAUCCGCACCCCCUACCUCUGCCGCAUACACACGAGCGGCUGCCAUCAAAGCUUUAUUCGUCGACGAAGAUAGGGUCGCGAAUAUCAAUUCGGUCUUGGCCGCACUCCCACGGCCAAAGCGAGAGCCGUCUACCAGUGCAACCGUUUUCCUUGAUUCGUCUGUUCCUCCAUCCGUUCGCGACGAAAUAUGCAUUGUUGUACGCUGUGCCAUGAUUGCCGCUAUCUUGCGGGGUCAAGUCGGGGGUCAGGACGCUACUUCCUCGACGCUUUCCUUGAAUAAUGCCAUUGAACUAUUCAACAGGUUACCCAUUGAUGCCGUCGAACUAACAUUCAUGGGGUUCGCGGCGCUUUAUCAUUUACUUCAUAUCGUUUCGAUGGAUGAGAGGUUAAUACCGUCUUCGUCUCUCACCUCCUCCGUUUGCUCGUCACAUUCUGAUGGCAUCUCUCUUUCCGGGUCGAAUACCCAACAUUCAGCAGACGGGAUUACACUAUGUCCACUUCCUGAACUAGGUCGAAUUGCGUCUGGGCUUAGAUACUGGGUCCAGAACGCCUACAAUCCUAUCUCCUCGGGUUUCACGGACAGCCUUGUGGAAAAGGUUGUUGAAGGCUGUGCGGAUGCGUGUCGGAAUGCUGGCUUCGAUAUUGACGAGCAAAAAACCGAUACAAAGCAUGAGAGGCGGACUAGUGAUGUAUCCACUUUGUCCUCGUCUUCGUUCUCGCCGGAAGAAAUUGCGAAAGAUGCGAUUACACCUAACGAUGGCGUGGUUCAACCAAGUGAGACCAAAACCCGGAGGGAGAGCAUUCGGAGCGAUGACACGGGCUAUGGGAGCUUGGGUCAAGGAGAAAGUUAA
This is a messenger RNA of Uncinocarpus reesii 1704, 3156 nucleotides long. RefSeq lists its product as uncharacterized. Gene Ontology annotation, molecular function: protein dimerization activity. Lineage: Eukaryota; Fungi; Ascomycota; Eurotiomycetes; Onygenales; Onygenaceae. Gene Ontology annotation, biological process: positive regulation of transcription by RNA polymerase II; SREBP signaling pathway. The transcript has a single exon. The record is from RefSeq and is a predicted model, not a curated record. Bases 1 to 3156 code for a protein of 1051 amino acids.